GGUGAUGGCAACACGCGCUUGAAAUAAUUGGCAUUGGUGGCCUAGAGCCCAUGCAAAGCGCAUCUAGCUCAUGUGAGAAACAUGGGCGACAAGGACAGGUAUCAGCAGUUCUAUCAGCCAAAGGCAGAUUUUACAAAGCAGGUCAGAAUUGUUCUUGUUUCCUUGGUUGCGCUGGGUGGUCUGCUGGGUCUCUAUUUGCUUGCAGUCCCUUCGGAAACAAAGUCGUCUUCUAGGACGUAUAAAAAUCUUGCGAAUAGUGAUCGUGGUCUCCAUCUGGAUGCUGAUUUGGCGAGGCUAGAUCUUCAACCUGGGGCUGGAGAUCCAAGAACUGAUGACCGGGGCUGGAUGGUCGAUCCAAGGGAGGCAGCCCAUCAAGCAGGUCUGCAAGGGGCGGCUGUAUGUGAAGAUGUGCACCUAGGCAUCAUCUUACCUGGCAAGACCAGGGGGAAUCACCGGCAUCACACAAAGAAUGAAACUUUCAUCCUGUGGGGGGCAAGAACGAAGUGGAGGGUGGAGAAUCCUGAGAGCGAACAUGGCUAUGUCGAGGUGGUUCUUGAAAGAGACGAUGUUGUAGUCACGGUGGGAAGAGCUUCAAUUGCUCAUGCUGUAAUAAACAUCGAUACUCAGCUGUCUACUAAUCUGGUUUCUUGUACUGAUGGUCUCUUUGAUCCCAAGCAUCCGGACACAGAUUACAAAGUAUGGAAAGAUCUGAAUCACUAGCUCUUUCAGGUUUCAUUGAUUGGUUCUGAAUUCAUCAGACGAUUACUCGUAGUAACACACCUCAUAAUUACCGGAAGACUGUGCAAGACUGGCUAGUGUCAUGAGUCAUGGGAUGUAAAAGGCGCUACGCACGGUCCUUCCAUUUUCCAUGGAUCUGGAGCGUAAAACGAAGAUAGGAUUAGGGUGCCCCUGCACCAUGGAUUAUCCUCAAUGGCAGGGCUGACCAUGGGACCAGGCUGACAUGAGUGCAUGCAAUGAUGGCCGCUUGAGGUGCUAGGACUCGAGGUGCCGC
Klebsormidium nitens is the source of this 1012-nucleotide messenger RNA. The record is from the annotation of a GenBank genome assembly. Lineage: Eukaryota; Viridiplantae; Streptophyta; Klebsormidiophyceae; Klebsormidiales; Klebsormidiaceae.